Molecule: messenger RNA, 7404 nt
Organism: Cololabis saira (Pacific saury)
Lineage: Eukaryota; Metazoa; Chordata; Actinopteri; Beloniformes; Belonidae
Product: SLIT and NTRK-like protein 4
Exons: 3
Coding region: 302-1531 (409 amino acids)
Cellular component (GO): plasma membrane
Molecular function (GO): protein binding
Source: RefSeq, a predicted model, not a curated record
UGGAGACACACCCGCAGACCGGCCAGGACAGCUCCAGGCGACCAGUUGUUGAGAUGCAGAGGAGAGACAGAUGUGGUGUUUGAACCCUCCAUCAGAGCUGCAGAGCUGCAGAGGCCUCGGCCAAACCCUGGACUCUUGCUCCCCAGCGAUCCGCGUCGCCAUGCCAACUCUGACAAUCCUCACAGCAACCAGGAGUCCUCUGAGGAGCUGCUGAAUUUACGAGCAGGUUUACAUCCCUGGCCUGCAGAGAGCGGAUCACCUUCAGCUCCGACUAGAGAGAGAGAGAGACCGGGGGGCAGAAAUGGGUUUCCACUUGGGUCUUCUGCUGGCCUUCCCGCUGCUGCUGAAGCCGUCGUCCGUGGACGGAUGCGUUUGUCCAGCGGCCACCGUUCUGUCCCGGUUUCCGUCCGAGGUCCCUGCUGAUAUCUGCUGCUUGAACUUCUCCGGCUCCGCCUUCAGCCACGUGCACUGGUCUGUGUUCACCAACGAGACAAACGUAGAGACGCUGGAUCUGUCCAACUGUAAUGUCAGCGUUAUUCACGCCGACGGCAGAGAAAGCUCCUCGCUGCAGAGGGUUUACCUGGACCGGAACAGGCUGACGGCGUUGCCGGGCCACUUCCUCGCCGGCCAGCCCAACCUGACCGAGUUGAAUCUGAGCGGGAAUCUCCUCCGGGAGCUUCCCGAGGGUUUCCUCCAGGACUCUGACAAUCUCCAGGUGUUGUCUCUGCACGCCAACCAGCUCCGCUCGCUCCCCGGUAAUAUCCUGCAGGUGUCCAGUCUGCAGAGGCUGGAGCUGGACGGGAACCCGUGGGACUGCUCCUGUUCGCUGCUGCAGGGCCUGGAGGCCGGCAGCACGGCCAACAGGACGGUCCACCUGAAGGACCUGGUGAGGAACCUGACCUGCUCGUCUCCCCGACACCUGGCGGGGAGGACGGUGUGGUCCGUGAGGCUCGGCGACGUCUGCCGCCCGGCCGGUCUCACCGUGCUCUUCAUCGUGCUGCCCCUCCUCAUCCUCUGCGCCUUGCUGCUCUGCUGGUGCUGCGGGAGGAAGAGGAAGAAGAAAGAAGCCCCCGUGUUCAGCAGCUCCAAGAAGAGGGUCCCCGGUUCCACCGGCAACGGCCAGAGACACCACGGCCGGCAGCAGCCUUCGGCCGCCGGGCAGGGAAAAGCCGGGGCCGGCGUCAGGGAGGGGAUCCUGAAGAACCAGCUGCUGCUCCGUCCGGCGUCGGCGCUCCUGGGCAGCACGCGGGAUCUCUACGAAGAGGUGGAGGUCAAGCUGGGCUCCGCCGAGUCUCUUCCCCGAGUUUCCUCCUGCUGUUCCAGCUCCGUGGAGGGGAAGCCGGGCUCCCAGGGGCCCGACAAGCUCAGCAAGACGGAGCUGGACACGGUCAGCGUGACCGAGGUGCUGAAGGACUCGGCCGACCGGGAGAAAGCCUACAUGACUCAGUCCACUGAGUACUACAGCCUGGUCCCAGGCAUCGAGCUGGAGGACUCGGACCACGGCGAGUAUGAGAACGUGGAGCUGUCGUGAUCCACGGAGGUAAAUGAGAAGGUCAUACGUGUAAGGACAGCGUGGUGGACUGUGAGACAAACGCGAACAGAACAGCAGAAUACUGCUGCUAAACACUGGACACUACUUGCACUAUCUAUCUAACACUUACAAUCACUUUUAAAAAGAAGAAAUUAUGCAAUCUAUCUUGUACAAGACUUAAAAAAAAGAAAGUGUGGGUCCUAAUGAAACACCUAAAGAAGAACGGAGGUGACGACAUGCUUUACCUCCACUCUUUUAAAGGUUUCAUCGAUGCUGCAUCUCUGUCCAGUUUAACAAGCCAUAAGUUUGAUAGCACUGAUACCAACUUGCGUUUCUUUUAACGCUCGUGCAAAGUUAAGAUUAUAUGAAUUGUAUCAUCACUGGAAUGGAAAACGUCUCAAACAUACUGUCAGUUAUCUUGAGGUGAUUUCUCUAAGUCUUAAAGCUGAUGUCCAAGUCAUCCCUGUUUCUCUAUAUUUGAAAAGUUUGCAGAAACUGGAUCCAAAUCAAAAGCCAGUCGCCAAAGUGGGCCGCAAACCACCUUUUGAUAAAGUUGUCACACUAACAAAACAACGUUAAAACCAUCAACAGCACAAAGCCUUCAAGACAAAUAAUGUGGGCUGUGACGUUGAUGCCUCUCCGAGCUUGGUUACAAUAAUGCAAGUAACUGCAAACUACUUUGCAGGUAAAAGGUUUGACCUUUUAAGGCCUUCAAGAUAACUUUAUUGAAGCUUUACAGCUAAUUUACUGCCACAUUUGUGCAAUAUAAGUACUGAAUUAUGUGAGUAGAAAUACUGCAGGACUGCAAACUUCACCAGAGGAGGAUAUUCCCAACCUGAGAGGUCCCAUCUGACCUGUCUGAAGCAUGCUGAUUGUAUUCCAGGGUGUUUUUCCUUUUCCUGGCGACCACAUUUGCAUUUUUGUCUAUUUUGGUACAACUCAAACAAAUAAUGAGCAGUUGUCUCACACUCAGCUGACAGCUCAGACCUGACCAAAUCAAGCCAUGUAAGUCCCGCCGUAUGACAACUGUAAAUUGCUUUUAGGUUGUGUGUCAGCUCUCAGGUGGAAAAUAUUCAUGUUGAUCCUGUCCGUUAGUGUCGUUUUGGAUCAGGGAACAUAGCAACUCUGCUAGAUUCUUAGGUGUUCAGAUCUUUACGACAGCUUUCUUUUCAGGUUCACAUAUCUUACGUAGUGUCCAGUUCCAUGUGCUGUUAAUCUGGGUUUAAGUCUUGAAAAGAGCCAGGUUAGCUGUUCCUCCUCCAUCCUGUCCUCCUGUUGGUCUAAACCAGGGGUCGGCAACCCGCGGCUCUAGAGCCGCAUGCGGCUCUUUAGCGCCGCCCUAGUGGCUCCUGGAGCUUUUUCAAAAAUGUUUGACCUUUUUUUCCUUUCUCUUUUUUACUCUUUUUUUUCUUUUUUCCUUUUUUCUCUUUUUUUCUUCCUUUUUCCUUUUUUAAUCUCGAUAUUACCAAUUUUUUUUUCUCCACAUUUCGACUUUUUUCUCGAAAUUUUGACUUUUUUCUCAACAUCUCAACUUUUUUCACGAAAUUUUGACUUUUUUCUCGACAUUUCGGCUUUUUUCUCGAGAAUUUCUACAUUUUUCUCGACAUUUUGACUUUUUUCUCGAAGUGCAUAAUGAAAAAAAAAAUCUUCCCCCAGUUCUAACUAAUAUAGAUACAUGCAGCAUGUGUUGCCUUCAUUCUAAGGCUUGUACAAGACUUUUCAUUUUUUGCAGCUCCAGACAUAUUUGUUUUUUGUGUUUUUGGUCCAAUAUGGCUCUUUCAACGUUUUGGGUUGCCGACCCCUGGUCUAAACAAACCUCUUCUUGGCUCUACACCCAAGAUAAGGGUAAUUCUGAGGCUUUAAUCUGUCUAUUUAUGGGCCAAAAUGGGAAUAAAUGUGAUUUCCUAAAAUGCCAAAUAAUUGUUUAAAUGCACUAAACACGGACAGCAUGUGAGUGCGCAGUGACAGAACAAGUAAAGAGUGCAGUCCACACUCUGAAGCAUCACAAUGAGAGAGGAAGUGAUUCAAUCCGGACCUUUUCCUGUGGGACCAAAGGAACGCAGUGUCGGUUUGAAAGUCAAGAAUAAAAAAAAAAAACACUUUUUAUUUUUUAAAGACACAAAUUCAUUCAGUCCAUUCAACAUUGAACUUCACACAAAUGUUGACAUCAAGCUGUUUUCAAGGCCACAAAGUAGAAACCAGAACAGGUCAAUCAGACUUUUACUUGUGUAACUAUCUUUACCUCAUCCAGAUGAAACUGUCAUAUACAGUUUGAAUUGCUGCUCGUAUUGUUUUUACAUGCAGGGCUCCUGAGGAUGUGGAGCCAGGAACGGGGGCGCCGACAGGUGAAAAAUGUCUCGUAAACCUUAAAAUCUACUUUUAAUCGCCACUUAUUGUCAUGGAAGAACGGAUACUUGUUCUUGCUUUGUGUCGCACGCUAACAUCUGCAUGUAGGUUUGAGGAAGCCGGCGGUCAGGUGGUGGAAGCGUGUGAAUGCUGGUUUAAGGUAGAAGUCUGCAGGGCUGCUUUAGUAAGCUGAAGAGCAGGCUUCCCCCACAAACAAACACUCACACUCACAAAGAAAGGCUGCACAUAGUGCAGGACACAGACACUCGAUUGUUAUCUAAGAUGUCAGAAACAGACCAACAUCAGGCUCACACACUUUGGGCCCUUAAAAAGAGUCACGGGUUUCCACGAGAGCGGCGGCGGGUGCGGCCAGGGUGUGGAUUUUCCUGGAAUUGAAAUAUCUGAGGUGUAUUUUCCAGAUGGUUUUGCAAAGCCCUUUUUUUCUGCUAUCCAAGAUAAAUUAUAAAUAUUACAUUGUGCGCUUCGGUAAUGACUCUUUGUAGAAAAAUAAAAUAUUUAAAGUGAGAAGAGCUGUGGAAAAAAGUAACGUUGCUCAUGUCUUGUUUUUCUUCUUCUAUUUUUGUUUUUGUUUUGUUUCUGGCCUUAAACUCUCCAUAAUUUACAAGAAAACCCAACUAUAUAACUGUUAACAACCUUGUUUUUACAGCAGCCUCAUUUCUGACAGAUCUAAAAACACUGUAAGGGCCUUAUACCUUUGACAUCAGUUGAAUACUUUGUUAGACAAUUUCUUGCCACAUAGUCUUUAAAUUAACCAGCAAAUGUUAAAGUUCUUCAUGUUCUAGUUGGUAGAUUGAUUUUUCUUUCCCAUAUGUUGAUUAAAAAACAGGUUUAUUUGAGAAGAGUUGCUAUAAGAGUAGUGGGAGACUGCAAUAUAAUCCAAAGAGAAAGAGGUAACGGUAAAAGCUUAAAGGCUGAAGCUGAAAAGGUUGAACUGUUUCUUUAAAAUAUAUGUUUAGAAAUAUGUAAAAAUGUCUCAUCUCCUUUAGCUCAUUUUAGUUUUCCAUCAUCUCAAACCUUUCCAGGAAGCCUCUAGUCUUUGAAUCAGGAUUUUUUGAAAUGUUAUUUGUUUUGUUGAUGGUGUGCUCCUCAGUCUCAGACGUGGAGAUGGAGACAGACACUGUAAUAUAUCAGGGCGUAGUGUUUAACACGCCAUAGCAGGAGUGCAAACCUUUUAAUGACCCCAGAUGAGUUUUGUGUUUACUAAUGGACAGUGAGACUUAAAAAAGAGACUAAUCUCUAACAAACUGAAUGAAUCUCACCAUCACUGCAGUGAAACACUCACAGGAGUUCGGCUGUUUGCAUUUGAAUGAAUCAGGUUCAUCAUAUAUUCAUUAUUUUUUUGAUUACAGUAAUGACUAAUUGGAUUAUAUGCUAAUAUAAAAUAAAAGCUGGUAGCUUUUUUUUAUAAAGACACCAACGCUUCCUAGUUCUAGUUCUGCAGUACAGCUUCAGAAGGUUGUUAAUGUCCUGUUUUAACUUGCUAAACCAACUAGAUGACAGUGACCUAUUGAUAAGUGCAUAGGUUUACUAUUGACAUUCAUGAGGACAUAAUGAGCCCCCAAUCCCCGUCUUGCAGGACAGUUUACUUCUUGAAAUAUCAUAUGAAGAUAUACCACAUCUUAAACUGGGUAAUUUUAACAAUAUUUAUGUUUUAACAUGGACAAACGUGUUAUUCCAUUACUUUUUCUGGGUACAAUAAAGUGUUUAUGUUAAAGUUUAGGCGGCUCAGUGAUUAGCACUGUUGCCUCGCAGCAAGAAGGUUCCUGGUUCAACUCCCGGGCCCAGGGGGCGUCUUCCUGUGUGAAGUUUGCAUGUUCUCCUCCAGCCUGCAUGAGUUCCCUCUGGGUACCUCGGUUUCCUCCUGCAGCUCAAAAACAUGCAUUAAUUGAUGAUCCUAAGGUGCCCAUAGGUGUGAGUGUGAGCGUGCAUGGUUGCCUGCCUCUAUAUGUGAUAGACUGAUGAGCAGGGAUAGGCUCCAGCAGACCCUCGUGACCCUUACAGGAUAAACCGGGCAUUGAAAAUGGAUGGAUGAUACAUUUUAUGUAAUGGUGAAGGCAGGUAAUGACUGACAAGACAUUUUUGAAUUGCAGUUGUACACUUCAAUAGAUGGACAUAAAACAGCUGGCAUUUACACACAUGAAAACAAUCUAAAAUGCAAACAAUAACGGAGAAGAUGAUGGCUGGAUGCAUGCACGGAUGGAUGGAUGGAUGGAUGGAGCAGUCUCAUAUGCAGACUGUGCAGCUGCAAAGAACCCAGUAGCCACUAGGGGGCCCCCAAGAUACAAGGUCGGGCUCGUGGGAACGUGUUUGGUGAGAAAUACAAUUAGUUGACUUCCAAAUCAGAUGCUAAAAACGUGUGUAGAUGAAGACAUGUUUGUCCCUACAUGCUUUUGUCCCAGUGGCAGUGUUAGAAGAGCGUGCUGGUUUCAAGGUUUGUACCCAUCCAUCUGUACAUUUCACACAUGACUCCAGAGGUUUGUAACUCCCAAACUGCUCUGCUGUAUACACACAAACAAAAAAAACAUGUUGGUUGUCUCAGUGCAGGUAGCAUUACUUUUGCUUUAGGUGAUAACUUCACAGCAAACUGAUUUGCUGCUCUCCUUCAUUUUGAGCUUCUUAUGAUUCAUUUCCUCAGGGCUUGUUUACUACCCAUUUAUGUAGAGCACCAACGUGGCCCCCAUGCCUCACAACGCUGCAGCCAUUCAUUCCCAACCAACCUCUAUAGAGGAUCUGCCUGCAGAUGAGGGAGAAAGUGAGGCUCCACCUUGACUGGAAGCACAUGGCUCCACUCUGCAGUGGUUGGAGCAACAUUUUAGAGCAAGAUGCUCUGCAGAGUGGAGCUCACAUGUUUCCAGUCCCGAGUGGAGCUCCACCUCCCCACAUCCUGCCUGUCACCUGUUGAGAGCUGGCAUAGGCUGCAGCAAACUCCCCUGACCCUGAAGACAGUUGGUUUCAUUUAUAUUUACUAAAGUAUUUACAAAAAUGUUUGUUGUUAAUAUUUAAACCAAAUGUAGAGUGAGUAUAAUCUUAAAUCAGAGGUGGGUAGUAACGAGUUACAUUUACUCCGUUACAUUUACUUGAGUAAGUUUUGGGAAAUUUUGUACUUUUAGGAGUAGUUUUGAAUAUCUAUACUUUUACUUGAGUAGAUUUGUGAAGAAGAAACUGUUACUCUUACUCCGCUACAUUAGGCUACGUUGAGCUGUUACUUUUCUUUUAUCCCAUGUUUUGUCACAUUUACACAGACUCAAACACACACAGAGUUUCUAUAAGUCCAUGGACUUGUUCUAGUUCUGCCUGGUUAAAAAAGAAAAGUACAAAGGCUUGAAAUGUUGUGCUACUUAUGCUUAAUUCAUUUUUUAUUCUGUUAUUAUUUUAUUUAUUUUAUUAUUUAUUAAAGUACUUGAAUUUACUUUAAUAAUAUUUUAAUUUAAGCUAUUUUUAUUAAUUUUAUUUUAUUAUUUUAUUGAUUUAAUUUGCCUCAAGAUGAUUAUUUUGUACUUUUGUCU